Trametes versicolor FP-101664 SS1 is the source of this 942-nucleotide messenger RNA. RefSeq lists its product as uncharacterized. The coding region runs from base 1 to 942 and encodes 313 amino acids. NCBI's taxonomy places the organism in Eukaryota, Fungi, Basidiomycota, Agaricomycetes, Polyporales, Polyporaceae. The record is from RefSeq and is a predicted model, not a curated record. The transcript is spliced from 3 exons.
AUGCUCCUACGACUUGCACCUGAGUUCGUCCGUGCCAUCAUGGAUGAGUGCGACAUCACGUCUAUUCUGUCCUUGCGGCGCACGAGUGCUGCCCUUCACCACCAUGCCACCGCGAUCUUUAUGGUCGACCGCCGAAAACUCCUUCUGCGUUACACAAACAAUCCUGACCGACUGUGGGGACACCUCGAUGAGACAAGAGCAGUAGUAGGCGGCUUUGCUGCCCUUCGGUUCAUGCUGCGCAUCCCCCACGUGCAUUCCGAUCCUUUGGACAUCUACGUUUCUCGGAUGGAAGGCGCUCGUCUGGUCCAGAUCUUGGAGGAGGAUGAAACACUGGAUUACGAUGUGCAGGCGGUCCGAGACCACAAAGACGACGCGGUAAUCCUGGACCGUGGUGUCGCUCGCACUACUACGUUCGCCUCGCCGUCCGGCGGCGUCAUCAACGUUCACACCUCCUUAUCCAUUUCCUCCGUGGAUCCCAUUGCAAUGACGGGUAUCAGCGCUCUCAUCAAUUGGGUAUCCCCCUUCGCUUUCGCGUGUGGCUACCCCAUGCUCACGCUUCGACGUCUCUCGCUAGGCGGAGCGCCUCAACAAGCGGACGUACGCGUCUAUACUCUGUAUCACCAACUGUACCUCAUGGGGUUCCAAAUCGCUUCUGAGCCUAGUGCUUGGCCCGAGUAUGCUGCUUUCGUGACGACGCAACCCAUCUACUUCCAUCACACUUGCCUACGACACCACUACGUCUGUCCCGGCCAAGGCCGAUUCUUCGGCGAUGUCGGGUCCAUGGUCACCGUCUUCGACCUUAUACAUACCGAUCACCAGGAGCUGAAGCGAAACCACCGGCACCCAGUGUCCUUAACCCUGGGAGAACAGCCGCCUUCUGUCGACGUCAGCUGGUCCGCUCACGUACUGGCGUCUGUCGGCGUCGGCCCAGAUGCGAAUUGA